UGUGGUAGGGAGAGCGAAGGUGGACCAGGGCCGCGGCCUGGUCAGCUGGAAGAGGGAAGAUGUAUCAAAGGUAUAAGAAUACCACUACCCGUCACCGGUCCCGUUUUAAAUAGCUUUGCAGCCCCCUAGCGGAAUUACAGUUUUUGUUUAGUCUUUACAUUUGGUGUAUUCUCUUUUAUCACAUUAAAGCCCCGGGAAUCCGACUGCCCUUAACAAGUUAGAAAAAUAAAAUUAUUUUAAUUAAAAAAAGAAAAAAAAAAAAAGAUACUACACUUGGGAAAAUGUUCUCAGGGGUGGGAGGAACCAAGUUCGGCCUAGGACGUCCCACACCCCCUAACUCUCCUAGGGUGGUAACGUCAUCUGGGCGGUGGGCGGGGCCACGUGCGGGGCGUCUCGGCCAAUCGCCACCUAGGACGGUUCUGGAAGUGUGGCCGGAACUUCCGGAUCUUAUCGAUUCCUUUUGGUUUCUCCUCCUUCUGUCCUUAGUGUUUGCGAGAGUGACUGUGGCCAUGUGGGUCGCGUUAGUUCGGCCGCGCUGCUUCUCUUGGAGCGGGACGGAGCUCUCGGUUUGGAGAGGGAGAGGGGUCUUGGCGGCCCGAGCCAGGAGUCGGCGGCCGAGCCCUGCGGCAGGUGGAGGCGGCGACACCUCGGUGCUCGGUGCCCUUCGGGGUCGCCCCCUGUGUCGGAGUCUGCACGGUUCGCCCGCCGCCUGCGGCAGCAAGAAUUUGCUCAAGAAAUUUUCUUCGAAAACCAAAAAGAAGUUCUGGUAUGAAAGCCCUUCCCUAGGACCUUACCUUACUCGCAACCCUUCCAGCUGGGAAAGUCUAACGAAACAUACUUCAAAGAAGACCAGGAAAGAAGACAGCAUACGCAAAAGAGCCCUGGAUGGCAUUCUUUAUCAAGCAUUGUCAGAUCUGAUGUGUACCUUUGAAGUGAAUCAAGAUAUCUAUGAUCUGAAUGUGGAAUUUUCAAAGGUAUCUCUUGCUCCAGAUUUCUCCGCCUGUCGUGUAUAUUGGAAGACAUCCCUCUCUGCUGAGCAGAAUGAUCACAUAGAAGCAGUUUUACAGAAGAGCGCUUCACGUAUCAGGCAUCUUUUAAUUACUCAUCAGGUGCUAAGAAAUGUUCCUCCUAUAGUAUUUAUUCGGGACAAAGAAAGUGCAGCAAUAGCAGAGAUUAAUCGGUUACUGGAAAUUGCUGAUUUUGGACCCCCUGAUGAAAAAGAUUUGAUACAAAGUGAUUUAAGUGAACCUGAGGCUUCACUAGCCACUGAAACGUCUUAUGUGUCGGAAUCCACUGUUCAGCCAAGCCUCUUUGGAAUUGACCAUGAAGCUUUUCACAAGCAGAUAAUGGAGUACAAAAGAAGCAAAGGGAAAGAGCAUGAGAGUAUAAACAUUGGGAGAGAAGAACAAGAGCAGGAACAGCUAGCUAUGCUGAAGAAGCAAAUGAAGAAGAAAAUGAAGAAGGCAAAGCGUCCCAAGGAUGAUGACAUCACCCCUCAAGAAUAUCUUCUUGACAGAUAUUGUGACCAUCAGCCAAAUGAAGAUGAUAUAUUUUUUGAAGAACAUAAAACAGGUUAUGAACUGAAGGAAGCAUUAGAGGAAUUAGAGUUAGAGGAUAAUAGUGAUCAUAAGGAACAGAAUUCAUUAAUUACAGGUCCUAGAGAAAAUAAACUUAAGAAGUGUUAAA
Gracilinanus agilis (Agile Gracile Mouse Opossum) is the source of this 1686-nucleotide messenger RNA. RefSeq names its product putative ribosome-binding factor A, mitochondrial. Lineage: Eukaryota; Metazoa; Chordata; Mammalia; Didelphimorphia; Didelphidae. Gene Ontology annotation, biological process: rRNA processing. The record is from RefSeq and is a predicted model, not a curated record. Bases 282 to 1685 code for a protein of 467 amino acids. The transcript has 7 exons.